Molecule: messenger RNA, 3275 nt
Organism: Microtus oregoni (creeping vole)
Lineage: Eukaryota; Metazoa; Chordata; Mammalia; Rodentia; Cricetidae
Gene: Mcm2
Product: minichromosome maintenance complex component 2
Exons: 16
Coding region: 55-2772 (905 amino acids)
Biological process (GO): DNA replication; mitotic DNA replication initiation; double-strand break repair via break-induced replication
Cellular component (GO): nucleus; MCM complex
Molecular function (GO): single-stranded DNA helicase activity; 3'-5' DNA helicase activity; ATP binding
Source: RefSeq, a predicted model, not a curated record
UCCAGUUUUCGCGCGAAAACCGGUGGCUGCUGGUGCGGUGGAGCUAGCGCGGAAAUGGCGGAGUCUUCUGAGUCCUUCUCGGCAGCAUCUAGCCCUGCCCGGCAGCGUCGACGGGUCAGUGAUCCCCUCACCUCCAGCCCUGGCCGCAGCUCCAGACGUGCCGAUGCCCUUACCUCCAGUCCUGGCAGAGAUCUACCGCCGUUUGAGGAUGAGUCUGAGGGGCUGCUGGGCACCGAGGGGCCCGUUGAAGAGGAAGAGGAUGGCGAGGAACUCAUUGGUGACGGCAUGGAGAGAGACUACCGUCCCAUUCCUGAGCUUGAUGUCUACGAGGCAGAGGGAUUGGCCCUGGAUGAUGAGGACGUGGAGGAGCUGACAGCCAGUCAGAGGGAGGCAGCAGAGCGGGCCAUGAGGCAAAGGGACCGUGAGGCUGGCAGAGGCCUGGGCCGCAUGCGCCGGGGGCUGUUGUAUGACAGCGACGAGGAAGAUGAGGAGCGGCCUGCCCGUAAGCGCCGCCAGGUGGAGCGCGCCACAGAGGACGGCGAGGAGGAUGAGGAGAUGAUCGAGAGCAUUGAAAACCUGGAGGACCUGAAGGGACACUCGGUUCGUGAGUGGGUGAGCAUGGCGGGGCCCAGGCUAGAGAUCCACCACCGCUUCAAGAACUUCCUGCGCACCCACGUGGACAGCCACGGCCACAACGUCUUCAAGGAGCGCAUCAGUGACAUGUGCAAAGAGAAUCGCGAGAGCUUGGUGGUGAAUUAUGAAGACCUGGCAGCCCGGGAACAUGUGUUGGCAUACUUCCUACCCGAGGCACCGGCCGAGCUGCUGCAGAUCUUUGAUGAAGCUGCCCUGGAGGUGGUGCUAGCCAUGUACCCUAAAUACGACCGCAUCACCAACCACGUCCAUGUGCGCAUUUCCCACCUGCCCCUGGUGGAAGAGUUGCGUUCACUGAGGCAGCUACACCUGAACCAGCUGAUCCGUACCAGCGGCGUGGUAACCAGCUGCACUGGAGUCCUGCCCCAGCUCAGCAUGGUCAAAUAUAACUGUACCAAGUGCAACUUUGUACUGGGGCCUUUCUGUCAAUCUCAGAACCAGGAGGUGAAGCCUGGUUCCUGCCCUGAGUGCCAGUCAGCUGGGCCCUUUGAGAUCAACAUGGAGGAGACCAUCUAUCAGAACUACCAGCGUAUCCGCAUCCAGGAGAGUCCCGGCAAGGUGGCGGCCGGCCGGCUGCCUCGCUCCAAGGAUGCUAUUCUCCUUGCUGAUCUGGUGGACAGCUGCAAGCCUGGAGACGAGAUAGAGCUGACUGGCAUUUACCACAAUAACUACGAUGGCUCGCUGAACACCGCCAAUGGCUUUCCAGUUUUUGCCACUGUCAUCUUGGCCAACCAUGUUGCCAAGAAGGACAACAAGGUGGCGGUCGGUGAGCUAACGGAUGAGGAUGUGAAGAUGAUCACCAGCCUUUCCAAAGACCAGCAGAUUGGAGAGAAGAUCUUUGCCAGCAUUGCGCCCUCCAUCUAUGGGCAUGAAGACAUCAAGAGAGGCCUGGCUCUGGCCCUGUUUGGAGGGGAGCCCAAGAACCCAGGAGGAAAGCACAAGGUUCGAGGUGACAUUAACGUGCUAUUGUGUGGGGACCCUGGCACAGCAAAGUCUCAGUUCCUCAAGUACAUCGAGAAAGUGUCCAGCCGUGCCAUCUUCACCACGGGCCAGGGUGCAUCAGCUGUGGGUCUCACUGCAUAUGUUCAACGGCAUCCUGUCAGCAGGGAGUGGACCUUAGAGGCUGGAGCCCUGGUCCUGGCCGACCGUGGCGUGUGUCUCAUUGAUGAGUUUGACAAGAUGAAUGACCAGGACAGGACCAGCAUCCACGAGGCCAUGGAACAGCAAAGCAUCUCCAUCUCCAAGGCUGGCAUUGUCACCUCGCUGCAGGCCCGCUGCACUGUCAUCGCUGCGGCCAACCCCAUAGGGGGCCGCUAUGACCCUUCGCUGACCUUCUCAGAGAAUGUAGACCUCACAGAGCCCAUCAUUUCCCGGUUUGAUGUCCUGUGUGUGGUGAGGGACACUGUUGAUCCAGUUCAGGAUGAGAUGCUGGCCCGCUUUGUGGUUGGUAGCCAUGUCAGACACCACCCCAGCAACAAGAAGGACGAGGGACUUACCAAUGGCAACACCUCAGAGCCAGCCAUGCCCAACACGUACGGUGUGGAGCCCCUACCUCAGGAGGUCCUGAAGAAGUAUAUCAUCUAUGCCAAGGAGAGAGUCCACCCAAAGCUUAACCAGAUGGACCAGGACAAAGUGGCCAGGAUGUACAGUGACCUGAGGAAGGAAUCCAUGGCAACGGGCAGUAUCCCCAUCACCGUGCGCCACAUUGAGUCCAUGAUCCGCAUGGCAGAGGCCCAUGCACGCAUGCAUCUGCGGGACUACGUGAUGGAAGACGAUGUCAACAUGGCCAUCCGUGUGAUGCUGGAGAGUUUCAUUGACACACAGAAGUUCAGCGUCAUGCGGAGCAUGCGCAAGACCUUUGCCCGGUACCUCUCCUUCCGGCGAGAUAACAAUGAGCUUCUACUCUUCAUACUGAAGCAGCUAGUGGCUGAGCAGGUGACAUAUCAGCGGAACCGCUUUGGGGCCCAGCAGGAUACCAUUGAAAUUCCUGAGAAGGACUUGAUAGACAAGGCCAGGCAGAUCAAUAUCCACAACCUGUCCGCCUUCUACGAGAGCGAGCUCUUCAGGAUCAACAAGUUCAGCCGUGACCUGAAACACAAGAUGAUUCUGCAGCAGUUCUGAGGUCAGCACUGACCCAGUGUCUGGACAGCUCAGCCACCACGCUGCACAUAGCCUGCUUCCACCAGGGGCUCAGUGCUCUAUGAAGUUGCCAUGCUAGCUAGAUAUACAUCUUUACCCAUGAGCCCCUGGGCACAGGCUAUGGUGUAAAAUGACUAUUCUUCUGAUCACCUCAAGAGAGCUCUUCUUGACAGAACCCUCUGCCCAAGCUCGGCAGCCUCCCAGAGUGCCUCAUAGCUGGUGUUCAGGAUGGGGUGUUCAGGUGAUGGACUUGACCACAACGGUUGCUGCUUUGGCAUGAGUUUUGUCUCUUUUAGCCUCAGAGCACCUUACAGGUAUUUGCAAACUUUUCUAGAACAUUCUUGGAGCCCUGUGCUCCUCUGACAGUGCAGCACUUGCUGGUCACCACCACUGAACCUGCUUCUUCCCAGCUAACCAGUGCCUUCAUUCACUUUUUGUACAGGUUUUUGCUUUAGUAGUUUAUUUUUUAAUAAAGUUGAAUACAA